Fragaria vesca subsp. vesca is the source of this 1641-nucleotide messenger RNA. Its product is annotated as L-type lectin-domain containing receptor kinase IX.1-like. The transcript has a single exon. NCBI's taxonomy places the organism in Eukaryota, Viridiplantae, Streptophyta, Magnoliopsida, Rosales, Rosaceae. Gene Ontology annotation, molecular function: carbohydrate binding. The coding region runs from base 1 to 1641 and encodes 546 amino acids. The record is from RefSeq and is a predicted model, not a curated record.
AUGGCUGUGAUUAACAGGCUCCGGUUGUCCCUAAACCAGUUUCAAUUGCUUAUUCUUCUCUCAUUACUGUUGCCCUUGUUUGCAACUUCAUUGACCUUCAAUUUUCCCAGCUUUCCCCCUGACGUUGCCACCAAUAUAUCAAUGGAGGGAAAUGCUUCAGCCGAUGGCUCCCUCCGCCUCACCAAAAGUGCUCUUGACCAGGACCUAAGUGGCAGCACCGGUAGAGCCACCUACAAAAAGACCUUCCUCCUCAGACAAAAAUCCACCGGAAAACUCGCUGAUUUCACGUCAAGUUUCACGUUCGCCAUUGACUCCGACAACAACCCCAACUACGCAGAUGGGCUAGCAUUCUUCCUAGCGCCGGCAGGGUCCUCACUGGACAGCAUAAUAGGGCAAGGUAGCAGUCUUGGCCUCCCUGUCAACAGUACGCUGGCAAACUAUACCAUGUCAAGUACUGAAUAUCCGUUUGUCGCCGUCGAGUUUGAUAUCUUCAACAACUCAGAUAGAAGAUCGAUUGAUUGGGGUCUAAAUUACACUCAUGUCGGCAUCGACAUCAACUCCGUCAAGUCUAACGUCACCGCGCCGUGGAAUGGUGGGAUUACCACUGGAAAAGAAAACAAUGCCAUGAUUAGUUACAACUCCACCUCCAAGAAUCUUAGAGUUGCAUUCACAACGAUUCAAAACGGGGUCCAGGUUAUCAGAAAUAUUGAUUUCUCAGUUGAUCUGCUCCAACACUUGCCCGAUAGAGUCAUCGUUGGUUUCUCGGCUUCAACGGGUCUACAAGUUGCUCUGCAUAAGAUCAUUUCUUGGAGCUUUGAUUCAACUUCAUUGGCAGAUGAAGACAUCACAUCAACUCUUCCUGCGCCAAAGUCUGGAAAUGCCAAUGUUGGACUAGUAGUUGGGUUGGCUGUUGGGGGAGGUGUUAUCUUGGUUGGUGUGUUAGGUUUCGUUAGGUUCCUCUUCUGCACGAAGAGGAGGGAAACAACUGGGGAAAGUACUGAUGAUGAUACUAGGGUACUUAAUGAUUUGGAUCCUGAAGAAUUCGAAAAGGGGAAAGGCCCUAGGAAAUUCUCCUACAAUGAAUUGGCCCUUGCAACUAAUAAUUUUGCGCAGGGAGAAAAAUUUUGCCAGUCAGAUCGGCCCCGGAAACCACCUUCAUACCUCACCGAUUACAAAACCAACCACGCCGUUCUGCUUGGCCAAGCCGUCGCUCUCCCCUCCACGUCUGGCACUCGGUAUCCGCUGCAAAGGUACAUUUCCUACUCUGGUUUGUCAUCUAAUUAUCGCUCAUUUGUGAACAACAUAUCUCAAUUAGUCGAACCAGCGAAUUAUGAACAGGCAAGCCGUGAUCCGCAAUGGGUUGCGGCCAUGAACACUGAAAUUCAAGCACUGGAAGAUAACGGGACAUGGUCCAUGGUCCCUUUGCCUCUAGGUCAACGCCCUAUCGGUUGUAAAUGGGUCUUCAAGAUCAAGUAUCAUUCUGAUGGUACAAUUGAACGGUACAAGGCUCGACUUGUCGCCAAGGGAUUUAAUCAGAGAGAAGGGAUUGAUUACAAGGACACUUUUGCUCCGGUGGCCAAGUUGAUCACUGUACGUUGCUUGUUGGCUAUUGCUGCUGUCCGCAACUGGCCAUUACACUAG